UCGGAUGAUCUUGCUUUCAGAUCUUCGCUGCACGUGGUUUUAUUGGAAACCUUCUGUCAGAGUCCAGAGUCAGUCAUGGAGUCUGGUGACCUGUGGGUAGGAGCAAGGGCCAGAAUGCCUACUGAAUCGCUCUGUGCCCCCAGCCCCCGUCCUUAAUCCCUUCCUAACUUUCCAUCUGUCUCUGGUCUCCAGGGGUGCAGAACCACAACACACCUGCCCCUUCCCAUCUGCCUGGGCUGCAACUCUUUCCCCCAGGACCGGGAAGGCGGGGGCGGGGGUUUGGAGGGGCGGAGCUGGGCCUCCAGCUGCCGCCGCUGCCACCGCCGCCGCUGCCGCCUGCAAAGCUGUCGCCCCUGUCUCUGAUGCUCAGGCUGGGCAGCGCUGGACAGAUGGGUGCACCCUGGGCCUGACGGAUGAGCAGUCGGGCAAGUGAACUCUCACCUCCAAACUGGCUCUGCGCCCGGCGGGGGCGGCGGCGGCGUCUGCAGCCCCGCGGUGGGGGCAGCCCCCUCGGUCUCCUCCCGGCUGCUGCGCGCCGCCUCUGCUCUUUGCAUAGUAAUUUCAGUUCCUGAACGCACGGAGCUCGCUCCGGGACCGGGCUGAGAAGGACCUCAGCUCGCGGGCCCGCAGGAGCCAACGGCGUGGCGCCGAGAGCAGGCGCUUGGGAUAUGAGACGGGAGGCCCCCGCCGCAGCUCAGGCAGUGGCCCCGCCGCGCCGCGGAGCCGCGCAGAGCAGAAAAAUGUCUCUGGCAGCAAUGUGGAGUAUUUAAAGAAGGUACAGAUUGGAGGAAGAGAGAUCACCACUUAAGAAGGCUUACUGUGGUAAGAAAUGAUAGAGCCCACAUUAUAUUAGUAAGGAGACCAGGGAAGUGGUGGGUAGGUAUAGGAGAUAUUACAAAGGAAGGAUCUAUAAGACUUGGUGGUUAGUUGGAUCUGAGGAAUGCAGAGAGAGAGAAUGGCUUUGAAGUUUCUGGCUUGGAUGAGAAGAUGAAGAUGACAUUCAAUGAGAUAAUUAAGAAGGAAGAAGAUGCUUAGAGGUGAAACUGAUGAGUUUGGGGCAUAUUUAAUUUGAGAUAUCAGUAAGACUUCUAAAUGGAGAGUUGCUAUUUUGGAGAUCAAUACGGAGUUCUGGCUGGAGAUGAAUCUUGAGAUUUAUGAACAUAUAAGUAAUUAGGUCCUCCAGGUUGAGUGUAUGGAGUGAGAACAGAAGUUCUGGAAAAUGCCAACAUUUAGAAAAUGAACUUAGAAUAAAGAACUGAAGAAUGGCAAUAAGGAAGAGACUUCUGUAGAGAAAAGAGGAAAAACAAGUAAGAGCCUAGCGCAGAUAAGAGCUUCCAGAGGACAGAGUGGUCAGUAUGUCAAGUGCUGCAGGGAAGGCAACAAAGAUAAGGAGAGAAAUGUGCUCUUUUGUUUUGGCAAAGUCCAGUCAUUGGUGGCUUGAGCAAGGGGAGUUUCAGUGGAAUGCUGGGAAUGACAAACCACCUGAUAGUAGAUUUGGGAGUGACCGUGCAAGAAGUGGGGAGUGGGGGGACUAUAGACUGUCUUUUUAGAAAGUUGAGUUCUGAGGAAAGCAGAGCUAUAUAGAAAUCAGUCGCUACAUGGGCUAGGAAAGAGAUUUCCCUGAUGAUAUAGGGUUGACCGUGCUGUGAUCCAACUGAAGUGGGAACCCUGUGCUCUAUAGAGCAGCUAUGGUAGCGGGGUGAGAAUGGCGAGGCAGGAAAAAGUUGGGACAUCUCUUCCAAAUAAAGGAGUCUACUGAGGACACAUUUUUAAGACAGUUCAGGAAUUUCUCACACAACUGCCAUUGUGAGCUAUUUGUUAACAUGAAAUAAAAAUCUCCUUUCCUUCAUGCUCCAUGUAAUGGGCAUUGUUUUGCUGUCCAACCUCCCAAAUUCAUUGUUUUCUUUUUACAAUGCUCUUGUCUUCUCUAGGGGAACUGGUUCUUCCCUCUGUGCUCAGCCUUGGUGAAACUGUCCGUCAAGGUGCCCUGCCUUCUUCUUGUGAAGACCCAACUGGGCCUCUCUCCCAGGACUUUGAAUCUGGAGCCUUUAAAUGGAAUCAAGGGUUUGGGAGAGGAGGGUGAUUAGAGUUUCUUCCAGUGACAGUCCUCUACCAUGACCUGAUUUCUCCCCUCUUUGAAUCUUCUUCCAUAGGUUUCCCCCUAAUUCUGUCACUACCCCAGAUCCUUGGACAGGCUGUAGUGCCUAAGACUCUGGAGCUACACAGCUUGGGUUCAAAUCCCGAUUUAGUUAUACUCUAACUGCACAACCUGGAGCAAGUUACUCCUCUGUGCCUUGAAACCAAGUAACUCAUCUGUAAAGUGGGGCUAAUAGCAGUGCCUAUUAUGUAGGCAUUAAUCUAGAAAUUAAUGACUACAGUGCUUAGAAUGCUGCCUAAUCCAAGUAGGUGCUGCAGGUGCUGGUUAUUAUCAUCCUAAUAAAUUCCUCGUCUGUAUGCUAGCCAGGAUUAUUUGCUUCUGUGUGCCUCCAAAGAACCCUAAUGGAUACCUCCUUUAUUCUGGAUUAGUAACAUUUUAUUGUACUGCACUUGAAAAUGUAGACAUAAUUAAUAAUUUUGUAGAAACUGAUUAUUUUUGACAAUUCAGAAAAAGGAGAAUUUAAAUAUGCCAUCAUAUCUGUGGCAAAUGAACGAAAGCUCUCAUUUAAGAAUCAGAUAAAGGAAGUUAACGAGAGACAUUAAUGGCAUGUUUUUACAGAAUUUUAGAGAAUAAAAAUAAGGGAGAGAUUUUUGAAACAUUUUUGAAAUAUGGUAGCUCAUUAGCUAUUCAUAGAAAUGAGACAGAUAAUGAUCAGUCCUUUCUUUAAGUUCAGAACACAGUAGAGAAAACAGUGAACUGGAAAUCUGAUUUGGAACUCAUGUCACUUACGUCUUCAAGAAGUUAAUUGUUCUCACUGAGUCUCACUUUCCUCACUCAGAAAAAUGCCUACUUCUGACACUGCAUUUCAGGUCAGUCUGUUACACAGCAAUAUUGCAGCAAUAUACUAACUGAUACAUGGGAUUAUAGAACUGUGGGAUUAGGAGAGAUCACCCAGGGAAAAAAGGGCGUAGUGAAAAACACCAAGAAAUAGAUCUGAGCUGAGGAGCAAGAACUACCCAAGAUGAACCAGGCAGAAAGACGUAAGAAAACAAACAGGCUGUGGGUCAUGGAGGCCAAGAGAAGCGCAUAUUUCAAGGAAGAAACGUGCACAUUUUGCUAAGAGGUCACCUAAGAUGAGGGCAGAAAGUCGUUUGGAUCCCUCCACAUCAAGGUCACCACUACCCAUAGCAUGGACUAGAUAGACUCUAGUAACCAAGAUUGGGCUUUCUGAGUCAAACAACGGGCAACUGGAGACAAGACAAUGGGCCAAGAAGGUUCAGACACACAAAGGCAGAGGAUGAAAAAGGAGUUUGGAAUUAGUAAGAUAUCCACAUCAGGUGACUCAGAAGUUGACGGACAGGGCAUACAUGGCAAUCUCCUUGUUGCAGACAAGUAGCCUGAAGGUCAGCAGUGUCCACUGACAAUAUAAGGUCCUGUGACAAAAGAGACAAAGCCAAGCUGUAGACCUGAUGGGUGGAAUGAGGGCCAGCAGCCAGGGAUAGUGAACAGGAAACAUCAGUCCUGCUUUCCCUGGAGGUCCUGGUCCCUCCCCUGGCAUGCCCAGUGUGUGGACUGCAGACGACUCCUUGGGGAUGGACAUUCUGCUCCUGCAGGUCACUCAUGCCUCCCACCUAGACAAAUUCUGUCACUUUCUUGUAAAUUUAGCCCACAGAUGCAGGGAAUACUGACCACUGUGGUUACCAUGGGCCUGGAUCUAAACUUUCUAAGCUAUUUUGAGAAUCCAACCAUGACCCCAAAAGCCACAUUGAAAAUGUCUUUUUAAAUGUAAAUUGUUAUACAUAGGUCCACCUAAACCAGUAUAUUUGACACAUACCUUUAUGAGCUUUCAUUUCGUAGAACAUAUCCUCCUCACACCCCCAUAUAGGAAUAUUAAUUAUGAGUUCCAAUUAGAGCUGCAGGAGCUCAUCUCAUCCUGCUAGAUGCUCGGCAGGUGAAGCACCACCCAGCCAGCAUGCCCCCUCCACAAAUGAGAGUAGGAGAAACGGUGCCAUCAUCUUUGAACUCCCAUCAUGGGGUAAUAGAAAAGUGGCUGGGAAACACUGUACUAUGCUAAUGUGCCUGACAAGAAUAAUAAUCUCUAACUUUUGCCUUCAUUUCCUAAUGGUUUGCAGUGCACUCACAUUAUCUUCUUUUACCUUUCAAGGCUUUCAGAUGAGGGGAGGUUAUAUAUCUCACGUGUAACAGAUUACCUGUAUUUUCUGCAGAGGAACACUAGAGAGAUAUCUAGUUUUCAAAAGAAAUUGCUAAUGGUAUCUUUUUCAACUAGUCUCUCUGCACAUAUAAAUGAUAAGCAAAAGCAAAGUUCAAAAUCUAGGUGAUAAUUGAAGUGACUAGUGCAGUAUUAUCUAAUGAGAGGGGUCUGUAAUUAAGAAAGAUUCCAUUAAAGAUGAAUUAGAAUAUCACCAGCAAGAACUAUAAUAAUCUUACUAAAAUAAAUAUUUAAAACACAGCAAAGAUCAAUGCAUAGACAAGUUGUAGCAUAAAUAAGAAGUAAAAAUUGUAUAAAAUAAAACUGUACAUGAUAUCUCGUGAAUAAUAGGUGCUCAAAUAAUAUCUGUUAAAGAUAUUUGGUCUAUUCAAAAUUCAUUGUUUUCAUCAAAAAAUAUCCUGUAUUAUUUGCCGUGUGGUGAGGGACAAGAUGGCUCUGGGCGCAGAGAAAAGUAUUACUGUGCAUCUCUUUUCUACUAAUUAAAGCAAGAAUUUCUUGGAAUUCAGUUCUCUUGAGGCAGGUAAAACUCACAGAACCUUUCCUUGAAAUUAAAUCGACCUGGCCUAGGCUAAUUGUAGACAUUAUUCAUUAUGGAACUGGAAGCUCCACAUAAAACUGACCCCCGUUAAGGUGAGUUAGGCAGAUGGGAGUUUUUUCUUCGUGAAAUGUGUUGGCAAAUAUUAACCCAUCUGAUCGGUAUCCCAGAUUGCACUACUGUGACGGCAUUACAGCUCGUCAUUGCUGGUGACGUGGACAAGGAGGCAAACAAAGGUCUACUUCAUUAAAGGAAGGAAAAAAUAACAACUGAGUGAGAGGUUACACAACCAUUUCUUGGACAGCUCUUUGCAGGGCUGGUAGGAAAUGGGUUACCAGGAAGGAGAGCUGCAUUCUGCUCCUCCAAGAGUGAAUGCAAUUGUUAUCUUGUUAGCCAGGGCACUGAACUGCUGGAGCAGAUCUUGUCCGACUGUCAGGGAAUCUGUUCUGAAGAAGGAAGAGGAAAGCUUUUCUUUUGUCUUUUAUGUCUGUUUUGAUUCUUCUUUGCUACUGACCAAGAUACCCACAUAACCUAAGGUCAAGGAAUGUGCUAACUCAAUCUAGCAUUGAGUGGCUGCUGGCUGUCGGCAGCGUUCUAUUAUUUUAACAUUGAUUAGAAUAUCUUGAAUAGCAAAAUAUAGAGAUUAUCAGUAAAAAUUUCAAAUUAGAUACCCAACUUUUGUUCUAUUACCCAAAUCACAGAGCCAAACCUGUCUUGCAACUGAGCCUUCUUUGCAAACAAAGUCAUUGCUUUACUCUUAGAAAUUGCUUCCUAUCAAUCCCCUAUGUGGGGACUCACAUACCAUAUGCUGUGCUCACACAUACACACACACACACACACACAAACACACACACACACACGCACGAGUUACCUGGUCCGUUAUUGGAAAAUGUAGACGCUACCAGAACACCGUGCUUGCCAAAGAGGCGGAAGCCUGAAGCUCUUCUGUCCACAUCCACAGCUGUUAUACCCAUCCUGCCUCAGUGUUCAUAUUUGGUGCCAAACACCAGCCAUCUGCACCUCCUCAUUUACCUCAUUUACCUGUCAGUAAUGGGUCUUUCCCAGAGUAGGACAGCAGCUACCUGUCGUCACUCCUCAACCUCAAUGCCAAUCUUAUUAGCUCUGAAAGGUUAUCAAGAAGCCAGGCAACACUGGAAAGACAAGGGGCUGGAAGACAAUUGCUGACAAAUGUAGUCCUUUUAACCCUUCCCUGCCCAUAGCAUCAUCCCAGAAGGCCCAAUCUCUGCCUCGUCCUGCAAGUUCCUGACAUUGAUUCAUCUGGAUCUGCCACCCACUCCAGCUCUUUAUGCCCCUAUUCCCCUGCUCACUGCCAACUCUCCAAUUCACAUCUGGCAGCAGGCAUGGCCGAAGUGGUUAGGGGCUAAGGGAGUGCCCAGGCACAGCUUGGCAGGUGAGAGACUGAGCCCAGGAGAUAGGUUCUUGAGAGCACUCUCUGACCCAGGAAGCCAACUCACUAAGUCACCGAGGGCUCUGUUCACCAGGUAGUUUCAGUGCUUAAAGUUAGAUGUUCCACGUGUUUUAUUGAGAGUGUAUCUGCAGUGGGUGUUUGGUAAUAUCCACUUAACAUUCUUCUCCAAAAUUAAACUAUUGCAGCCAUGUAUUAUAGACUAGAACAUUUGGAGCCAAGCCAGAAUAGGUUUCUGAGGAACUUUGACCCUUUGGCAGGAGGGAUGGCCAGUUAACCAGGCAAAAGGCCCACCCCCAACCUGAAAUUCCAUGAUAGGAUCUAAACCACGCCUCCAUCUUGGCUGGCAUUUGUAUGGAGCUGAUCCUACUUAACUAAAACAAGGAUUGAUUCUGUAGAAUUCAGAGAAUGACACACCUGUAAUUUUUUAAAGCCUUGCAGAUCAUUCUGCUGGACAACUAAGUUUGGGAUCCAAAUCUAUGCCAAACUUUUCAUUUUCCAGGUGAAGAUACUGAGGCUCCCAAAACUCAAGUCUGUGUCUUUUAAACAAUGGUGUUUUCUCCACUGCCCUGUGAUGCUUUGCUGCAAGUUUUCUUUUGUGCCUUCAGGGACACUGUGACAAUCAACAUGAUUACUAUCAAAUAAUUACACUUUUAUACAGUCAGUGCAAAUAUCAACAUAGUCAAAAAGGCAAGUAACUUUUAGUACAAUUAUGAAAGAAAUUUUGACCUCAUGAACCCCCUGGAAAGAGACCCUGAAACCCCAAAAAGCCCAGGAACUAUACUUUGGAACUUCCAAGUAGACAAUCAGAUUCCUUGCUGUUAUCUCACACCUUAAUGAGGAUAGCAACAACAGGCAAAAAUAAAUACGUUUCAUUUCAACAAGCACAAUUAAACACAAACAUACUUCACCUUGACAACAACACAGUUAAAUAGCACUUUGGGGUUAUUUCGUCUUCUGUCACCAAUCGUUUAUUUGGUGUGUUGCUGUAUGUGCUAGAUUCUUUGUGAUGAGAGAAAUGAAUCUUUGUCUUGGUCAAGCCCUGUUCCCCCAUUUGUCUCAUCCUCUCAUCUGCCUUUCCCACUCUGGAAUUAUCAUUUGUUUAGACAUCUGCUUUUCUGACUUCAUAACAUGCUUCUUGAGGGCAGAGUCUAUGUUUACUCAUGUCGUAUCCUCAGUGCCCACUUUAGCACUUAGUACACUAUUGCUUAAGUAAUUGGGCUAAAUUAAACUGACUAUAAUAAUGAGGAAGAUCUGCCAUUUGGAAAAAGGAUACAUAACAUAACAUAUUAAGUCAUGGGUGUCACACACAGGUCAUCUGCAGGGCAUAUCACAGAGAUUUGCUUGCUGGAAUGGAGAGCCUGUGAAAAAAGUGUUUCUGUAAUCACGAGGCAUGUUUUUUAACAUUAGUAUAUGUUCUAGCGGUUACAGAGUCAGGAGUGGUAAGGCUCUGUUGCCAUAAAUCUGUUUCACUCCAGAUUAUUUUUUGCAGCUUGUUGAAAUUCUAAAUCAAUUAAUGUUACAUUCCAAAUUGCUGUAGUAUUCUGCUUUGUCAUUAAUAUGGCCUUCAGGAGACGUAAACCCCAAUUUGUAGAUUUAAGCUCCAAUUUUUAGUGCUGAUUGGAUUAAAGCUAUAACUGGGGCUAUUAAUUAACUUGAAUUUGGGAUUGGGACCAAGCUGACUAAAUUUUCAGAUGGCAUAAACUUAGUGAGAUUGCCAGUAACACAUUUACUAUUUCUUAAAUUAAGAAAAAUAGAUGAUCUUCAAAAAAAAAAAAUGUGGUUUCUCCUUCUUUCUUGUUUUCAGCACUUCUAAAGCUCUAUGUGCUAGAUUCUGUGAUAGAUACCAGAGGGCCCAAGCUGAACACAUGGUUAUGUACUUGGAUGGAGCUCUGAAAUAAGCUUUCUGUUUUCAAUCUGUGGAUCAUGAUGGAUAUCAAUUUGGUGUGUUUCAGUGAGCAUUUUUAAAUGGAAUAGAAUUGAAUAGAAAAUAUCAGAAGACUGGCUCUUCAGAGGAAUAAACCCUGACCGUGUCAAUACUCUGAGCCCUGACUGCAUCACUCCUCCCCCACCAGUGGGAACACUACUUAAGAGAGAGCUCUGGAGUGCUCCUGAAGAGAAAUUCCAUGGGGACUGUACCUGACCCUCUGAGAUCAGCUAAAACUUCCUUGAUUGCAGCUUCCGGAAAAGAAGAGGAUCUAGGAGAGCUGCAGGCUGCCUCACCUCAGCAUCCACCAGCUCUCCUGUGUAAGAAUGCCAAUGGCUUUUCUGGUACCCCUGCAGAAGAAGACCUCAGCCUCAGGGCAGCUGCUGAAGCCCUGAUGCAGGCUUGUGAACAUGAGACCACCCAGCCAGAUAUGUCUUCUCCUGGUGUCUUCAAUGAAGUGGAGAAAGCUUCUGCCACAUUCAACUCUCCAGGCAAUCCCCAGCUGCCAGGGAGCAACCAGCCUGCGGCACCAGCUGCAAGUUCUGCAGCAGAAAGGGAUCUUAUACAUACACCAAUGACAAUGCCAGCCAAUCAGCACACCCACCAGUCCAUCCCAGGUGAUCAGCCCAAUGCCAUCACCUCUUCCACGCCUGAAGAUUCCCUGAUGAGAUCACAGAGAACCUCAAAUAGAGAGCAAUCUGAGAAACCAAGUUGUCCUGUGGGAGACAUCCUCAGUAGCAGCAAAGAUCAGGUGUCCUGUGAAUUUCCUUCUCCAGAAGCAAUCCAGGGAACAGUGCAGACUCCAGUGACAGCAGCCAGGGUGGUCAGUCAUUCAUCCUCUCCUGCAGGCGGACCUGAACAGGAAAGGCAGGGAGCCAACUUUGACUCUGAAAUGAGAUCCUAUAAACCUCUAACUAGAGAAUCUGGAUGUUCAGAGAACACGCAGCCCUCUGUCACUGCCUCAGGCCCCCAGGGCACAACUUCAGUGACACCUCAACCAUCCCCUGUCACUAGCAAACCUUCGGCAUGCCCUCCAGGUCCAGGGAAGGUGCUGCUCCCAGCACAGCAUCAGAUGUCAAGGUUCAAAGAAGCCAGUACUAUGACCAACCAAACUGAAAGUGAGAUCAAGGAAGCUCCCAGCAGGGCUUGGCAAGAUGCAGAGGUACAGGCAGUGGCAAGUGUGGAGAGCAGAUCGGUCUCCACCAGCCCCAGUAUCCUCACUGCAUUCCUGAAGGAAAGCCCUGCCCCUGAGCAUUUUGAGCAAGAGCAGCUGCGUGUCAUUUGCCACAGCAGUGGGAGCCACACAUUGGAGCUCUCUGAUAGCAUGCUAGCCCCCCAGGAAUCCCGUCAGUGCCCUGCCAUCAUGCCACGGGUACACAUUCAGGAAGCAGCAACUGUUUCUACAGCCUUCCAACAGGAAAAUAAACUAGUGAGCCUACCAGAUGAGGUCCUUAAAACCUCAUCAAUCAGUCUGGCCUCCAGUAAUGCCCAGGAUACAUUUAAAGAAGAUGGGAGGUUAGCAGGAAUGAGUCCAAUGAGGGAAGAAUCAACUUCUAAAAAGCUUGCAGGUACUAAUUCUAGCUCCCUGAAAUCUAGCCCCCUUGACCAGAUUUCUGUCAGUGCAUGCAGUCAAGCUGAAACAAGUUAUGGAUUGGGAAAAUUUGAAACCAUGCAGUCUGAGUUUGCAGAGAAGACCACAAAUGGCCACAAAACAGAGUCAGGUUGCAAACUAUCUGACUCUUGUGGCUUUACCGGCAAAGCUGACCAUUCUGGAAGCUUGGAGCCCACGAAUAAAGGAGAUGCAAGGGAAAAGAAGCCUGCAUCUCCUCAGAUAGUAAAAGAAAAAGAGUCCACUGGCACCGAAACCCCGGAAGCCAAAACCCGGCUGCUCAAUCCUAAAUCUCAAGAAAGUGGAGGCACAGAAUCAGCUGCUAAUCCUACACCCUCCCCAAUUAGGAACAACCAGGAGAGUACCUUAGAAGAAGACAGACAGACCAAGACAGCCACAAGCCUGAGCCUGCCGUCUGAUCCCAUGAGUGACUCCAGCCCAGGUUCGAGCAAGAAGACACCAUCUCGCUCCGUCAAAGCCAGCCCCCGCAGGCCCAGCCGCGUCAGCGAGUUCCUCAAGGAGCAGAAGUUAAAUGUGACAGCAGCUGCUGCUCAGGUGGGACUCACUUCGGGAGAGAAGAAAAAGCAGCUUGGCGCGGACUCUAAGCUCCAGCUGAAACAGUCCAAGCGUGUCAGGGACGUGGUGUGGGAUGAGCAGGGAAUGACCUGGGAAGUGUAUGGUGCUUCCUUGGAUGCAGAGUCCCUGGGAAUCGCAAUCCAGAACCAUUUACAAAGACAAAUCAGGGAACAUGAGAAAUUAAUCAAAACUCAAAAUAGCCAGACCCGGAGAUCCAUCUCCUCAGAUACUUCUUCAAAUAAGAAGCUCAAAGGAAGGCAGCACAGUGUUUUCCAGGCCAUGCUGCAGAACUUCCGACGCCCCAACUGCUGCGUCCGUCCUGCCCCUUCUUCUGUGUUAGACUGAAAGGAAAUAUUUAUGGGAGUUUUUGUAUAAAUUUAUGGUAUUCACAUGUGUCCCUCUGUGUCAAAGCUUGCUUAGUUGUUUUUUUUUUUUUUUUUUUUUUUUUUUUUUUUGCAAGACCAGGAAGGAAAAGCAAGUAUUCACUGUAAGAAAUUGCUAUUAAAAAUUGACCUAGAGCUCUAUAAACAAAAAUGUCAUUUCAAUUUGAAAGAAGGAACAAGAGAAGAGAAACAUGCUUCACUGAAGGUUUGCAAUCUUAAUUAAUUGAAAAGAAUACUCACUGGGUUUUUAAAAAUAUGAUGUUGCUCAUAGAGAGAGCAUUAUUAUUAUAUUAUUAUACAUGUAUCAUUUUGUAUUACUGCCUCAGUUAAUCACACAAUAGUAUUUCCAUUAAAAUCCCUGCUUCAUAUUGGAAGUAGCAAAAACACUAUUGGCAAAAAACAUUGUUAUAAUUUCUAGUUCUAUUGCAAUAAUAAUACUGUAACCACACAAAUUUUAAAUAGAUGAUAAGAAUCAUAAAAAAUUGAGAAAAAAUUUGAUUCAUUCCUAGGCCAGAUAACAUUAAAUAUACCAACUGUGAUUUAAUGUUUGUAAACAUCUGCAGACAACCUUUGUAUAAACCUUCUUACAGCUGUUAAUAAAUAUAAGAAAGUUACAUUAGGAAUAUUAGCUAAGCUUUUGAAUGUGAAAACUGCCUACGUUAAACAUGGAUUUAUAUAGACACAUUUUCCUGCACUGAAGGCAAGGUGCAUCUUUGUGAUUCUGACCAGACAUAUUCAUAUUUUCUUGCCCUAGAGGAAGUACAUGGGACUGAAUUCUUGAAAGAGUCAUCGAAUUAGGGAUAAUACUAAAUUGAUAUUGUACAAGUGUUCUCCAGUGAUAUUCUACUGAGGAUGCUAAGAUUCUGGUAAGGAACUAUAAAUAGCAGAUUACCAAACACUGCUUUUUCUGUGAUGAUAAAAACCUCAUAAGUAACAAAAACAAUGUUUAAUUUAGACUUCUGUAAACAGGAUGCAAUUUGUGAUUAUUUUUAAUUUCGUGCAGUAACUUCCAAUAGCAAAUGUAGUCAACACCAAAUUAGAACGUGAGCUCCUUUUCAGUUUUUGUACAUAGACUAUCAUCUAAUUGCUUAAGUGUAUACUCUGGAGUAAAAAGGUAACUUCAGCAAGCUUAUUGAUUUUAAGAGAAAUAUCCUUCAUAUUCUUCAAACCCAAUGAAAGAAGAGGCCUUUACAAAAACAUGACUUGUGUUUUGGGUGGAAUAUGCUCCUUGGGAACAUAGGCACCUGUCUGACCUCAGACCUCACGUGUCUCCAGAAGAGAAGCAUGUUCCAAGACACACGAGUAUCCUCAAAGGCACUGGCCUGGAUGAGCAGCAGUGGCUUGAGGGGGUAGUGUGGAAAGAAGGAACGAACAACAGCCCUGGGAAGGCUUCCCUUCCUGCAGACGUUGUUGGGAGAGUGCUGAUCUCCAUUUGGCAUUUAGAAAACCAGACUUAGACGCUGGAGAGGCACCAAUUGCCUUCUCUGAACUCAUUCCCCAUGAUGAGCUAGAAAAGAGUACCUAACCAUGAGUAUUCUCUCCAGAGACUCAUGUGUCCCAUGGGUACAGUCAAUUGACACUAUCUGUUCUGGCUUUUUUCACUUUAAUUCUGCUUUGCACAUUCUGAACAUAUGCAGGGAAAAAAAUCAUUCCUGAACUUGAACAGCACAAACUACACCCGGCACAACCUAAAUUAAUAAAAAGACUUUGAUUUAUUUUGAAGCAAUUUAACUGUAGACAAAGCUUGCAUUCGUGAACCAGUAUUCUCAGAGCCUGAGAGUUGUUAUAGUUGUUCUAUUUGGAACUUAGGAGGAAUUUUUUAAUAAGGCACAUUUUUCAGUUUCUUACUCAUUGGUAUCUAUUAAGAAUACUAUGUAAUGUCAAAAUUGCCAUCAAAUUACCAAGCAAAUUACUAUUAAUGAUUAGAGAUUUAGCCUAAACUUCUCUGCUUGGGCCUUACAUACCCAUUUGUAGCCGUGUUUGUGUCACUUCUGUCUUGGAUGCCUCUGCCAGAACAUAAACCUCUCUGCUGGCUUCCGCUCACUGGCGUCUCCCUCCCACGUGGGCAUACAUGCUGCGUAUACACAGAGUACAGCCUGUGUACACAGUAGCAGCUGUCAACAAUGCCUAGUCCAGAUGGGUGGGCCCCAGGUAAUCCUCUGCUGUGAAGUGGCUAGAACGGGCUGUCCCUGCAUUAAAAUAGGCAAGAAAAAGGAAUUUCGCAUCUGGUAAUAAUAUUUAUUUUCACAACUUUAGAAUAACCACAUGAUUUGUAAACAGUUAAAUGAGGCAGAGGCCUGACAGAGUUGUAGACAUUUGUCUCACAUUAAAUAUAUCAGAAUUGCUAGAUUUGCUGUUGUGGUUAUGCCACUCAAAACUUUAAGAAAAUUUGUUUAAUGCACUAAGUUUAACUGGUUUUCUUUGGUGCUAGAACCAAAUUCUUUACUUCUACAACACUCAAAAAAUUAUCACAAAAUAUUACAAAAUAUUGUUUGUUUUGUUGCUCAUUAAAUCCUAUAGAACUAACAGCUUUUAAGGACAAUAACAGAAAUAUAUCUUCAGAUGGAUAAAUAAGAUAGGGACCUAUUCAAGACAGCAGCAUUUUUAUAUUGUGAUACCUACCCUAAGUUACUCUCACAAUAAAACCUUAUUUAAGAAUUUUCCUUCACAUCAAUCUGUGACAUAGCAUUAGGUGUUUAGUAUUUCUUACUUGUGAAACCUAAGGUUCAUUCAAAAAUUAAGUUGCAAGACAGUUUUUAUGGCAGACUCUUUGAACUUGCUCAGUUUUUUCCUUACUUUACCUGCAUGACACACUUUGGGUUGAAAGUUAUUUGGUUUUACCCUUCAUUUCUUUUAGAUAUAAUUUGGUUCUUUUUCAUGCAUUUUUAUUUUUGAAAUAUAGAGAGGAAAUAUUUUAUUAAAUCAAGAAAUAAGAAACAUUCCUUAAACCAGUAGUAAAAAGAUGAACUCCAUGCCUGAAAGACAGUUCAACAUUUAAAAUAUUAAGAUGCUAUACCAAUUAACAAGUGAAUACUAAAAAUUUUGAAUUUAAAGGUUGAUUGAUUGUUCUAUUUUUAUGAUCAUGAGAAAAAUGUCACAGCUUCAGCUGUCAUGUUUAUCUUGAAUGCUUUUCUAAUUAUGUGUUUCUGGAUUAUUGACUUUGAAUACUACCGACCAACUACUUUACAUAGAGUAAAAUACUGAUUAACCUUUGUGCUUUGGGUCAGUGGCAAAAGUUGAACACCCUGUUAAGUCAAGGUUAACCAGAAACCUUUUUGUUCGCGUCUGAAAUGAAAUAUUUAUAAAAUGUGUUAGUAUGUUUCCUACCUUGAUAAGUUCACCUAUAUUGAAUGUAAUUUGAUCUUUGAUAAUUUUUUUAAUCUUGAGAAUUCUCUGAUACUGUUUUGAAUAUCAGUGUUCAUUGUGUUAUAAGUUUAAACAUCAAAAUUGAAAUAAAUUGGACUGAAUAUGCAUGUGUAACAUAUACCUUAGAGGCUGGAUUUCGGAAUCAAAUUAAUAGGAGCUUGCUGUCUUAAAGCAGAAAGCAGAAGAGGAAAAUAGCAUUCGUUUGUAUUCCAGCAUAUUGAGGUUUCGCCGUUCCUAGCUUAUACUAAUGUUUUUUCCUCUCAUUUCUGGGAGUGCCUGUCAUUCUGGGAAUCCCUGUAUAUAUCAUACCAAGAACAGAGUAUGAUGUGACUUUCAAAUGUGUUUACAGAGGAUACAUGCAAGUGUGCUGUUAAUAUAAAUUGUUUGGCCUUUGCUGCAUUGACUUUGUUGCUGUUUUGCUGCCGAAAUGUGAGAAAUGUGUGUCUUCUCUUCCUCCUAUAUAUUGUGCCAAAUGUUUAAAAUUUUGUCUACUUCUAGUAACACAUAAUUCACCAUAUCCCUUGUCUACUUUUAUGAAUCAGUAUAAGGAAAAACAAUACAUUAGGAUAAGGUUUGCACAUAUGUAUAUGUGUUUUUAUUGAAAACUGGGGACUUGUAGCCUUGUGUAGACCUCUACCUGCCUGAUUUACUAAUUAUCUCUAAUGCUGUCAUGAAGAUGAUGCUGUUUACUCUCUCCUGCUUUGUUCUAGUGGUGUUUGAGAAAUAAGACCUGUGAAUUUCCCUUUGUGAUAGAACAGUGAACUCAGCAGUAUCUUGGAUAAGUGAGCCGACUACCUUGUCCCCACACCGUUUUUGUCUAUAUGGUGAAUUCAGAAGUCAAUCGUCCCCUUCUUUGUUUGUUAUUUUACAUAUGUAUCUGAGCAUUUUGUUUGCUGCUAGCAAUGCUUCUUGAUGUUGUGCGUGGCCCUUUGUGGUUGAUUCUCUCCAAAUUUGGGUCAGCUGCUGCCACCUGGCAAAUAACAGGCAAUAUGCUGAAUCUCCUGUCCAUCCUUGUAACGAUAUCCUUCUUAAUGAAAUUCUUCAACUGGCUGAGUAAUUACUAAUGUCAUCUGUGCAGAUACAUGGGCUUAAGGAUGUCUACAAUAUUUUAGACCUUUUUGCAAACAGGGGAGAAAAUGGUCUUGUAAAUACUGAAACAGAUUUCCGUGAACUUUAUCCUACUCUUGGAAAGAAAACAAUUCUCCUUGGCUGCAGAAAUCAAAUAAGCUUGGGUUGCAAUGACCAAGAACAUAACUGAAGAUUGAUUGAAGUGGAAAAAUUCUGUCUCCCAAGUGAUCAGUGACAUCUGCCAGAGGUCAUUACAGCUAUUUUUACUGUGAACAGUCACCAGCUAAACUACUCACUUUCCACAACCAAAUAACCUCUCUCAAAGUAAAUCCAGUACAUCUGUAUAUAUGUGUAGAUAGCAGCAACAAAUAAUCCUGAAACAUUACUUUUGGCUAUUGAGUAAAUCAAAGUGAUGAUAAUUAUAAAGAACAUUCAAAUAACCAUGGACCUUGGUGAAAUGACUUGUGGUGGCCAGAAUGGUGCAACAAGGUGUAAUUUACAAGUUUUUUUUAAGACCCAAGUAUCUCAGAUACUUAUCAUGAGAAUAAAGACUGUUGAAUAUGAAAUUAAAGCCAAGCAAUAAUGUGCCAAAAAGAGGCAGUUAUACCAGCAAAUGCAUCUAUUAUGGGCACACCUUUAUAUAAUGAUGGUUUGCUUUAUGAAGACUGACUGUAACCCACAGGACAAAAUAAGUGAAGGCAUAGUUUCUGCUUUCUUCCUAGAAAAACUUGUUUGGAAGCUUCAUAAGGAAGUACAACACUAGUGAUCAUUUGUAAGAAUACAGUUGGCAUCCCUGUUUUUGUGCUAGCCAAGACAAAAGAGGAACCACUCAAAGUCUUGCUGGCUUAAAACUCAAGACAGCUCCAACCAGAAGUUUUGUUGAAAUGGAGACUUUAAACUUAUGGUAAUUACUCUUUCUGGACACUAGCAUGUAGAAAGCAAUUCAAUUAACUCUGCCCAGAGGAUUACCAGCUUUAGCUGUGAAAAAAAAAUGGGCUCCCCGAUGUAAAAUCACUAAAACAUGAGUACUUGUAUCCAAAGAGGCUUCAAAUGAUGCCUUACAGAAAAUGAUGUUCCAGAUGAGCACUUCUAAAUGGUAACUCUUUAUCAAGUAUCUUUCUGAUCCAAGCUCAAAAUUAAUUGGCUGCAAAAUAGUAGGAAUAAAAAUCUCGUAUUUUACACUUUAGAAAAAGAUACUGAUGAUCAACCAGCGUGGUGAUAAUUAUGAUUGGAUACCCCAGUGAUUUAAACAAGUUAAAAAGAAUUAAAUGGGAGAGAAAUGCUAACAACUUUCUUGAUCUCUUAACUAAGACAAUGUCAUCCAUUUAUUUCUGAGGCAAAAAUUAUAGCUUGUUUUUUGACAUCGCUGCUAGUGGUGUUGUUUGUUGCUUUAAAAAUUGUGUCUCUUUAGAAAAACUCUCUAGCAGUUAAAUAAUUUUUCCUGAUUCAUAGCAUUGCUUUUAAUAACAUGUGAAGGCUGUGUAUAGAGCAAACUAUAUAAAAUGAGUAGAAAGGGCUUACUCAUGUUAAUCGGCAUCUUUAAUGAUUUUAGAUUCCUUAACAUUUAUUUUAGAUCACUUCUUUAAGUAACUUACUUUUCCUAAUGUUUUUCAUCAUGUCUUAAAAUGAUGCUGGUAUAUCAGGAGAUUGCAGUAUUAUAAUCAUACUCUCCAAUCCCUAGAGGAGAGGAAAGAAUAAUUCUUAUUUUAAGGGCCCCUAGAGAUAUCUUUUAUUGAGGUUGAGAAAGGUCAACACAGCCUGAAAACAAGAAAAAUAUAUACUAGCAAUUACUAAAUUUCUAAAUGUGUUUAUCUCUGCUGUCCUAAUGUGUGAACAAUAUGUUGUGCAUAAUACUGUAGCUGGUUGUGGUAUGUCAAUACAUUCUGUGAGUGUGUACAGUCUGAGUGAUCAGUUUUCUAUUUUUAUGUGUAGAAAAAGAUAACUUGUUGUAUCCCAUUUAAAGGCCAAUUUCUAUCAUCAGGUAGGCACAUGUACAUACGUGAAAAGGCCAACAAAAGUGUCCACAUGUAUUCAGUAACAGAAUUUGUUCUUUUAUUUUUGAAGGUCAGAAAGGGCUGUUUGAUUUGUUUUGUUUUUUUAUCAUCUCCUUGAGUAGGUAACAUAAUUAUCACAAAGGCUGAAUAUAGUAAUCAGUACAUUGGCAUAUUAUUAAAUAUGCCAGGGCUAAUUAACCAUGCCAUUAGUCACAGGUAAGGUCAGUUCUUUGACCACUGGGAUGAUUUACAUUCCUCACACAUCCUCUCUGUGUUAAGUGUGUGAUUAGGAUGUACAUACUAUGGGUGUGAUUGUGUACAUACCUUGUAUGAAUUAUCUAAAUCCUCAAAGCAGUUGCAGGAAAGAGGGAAGAUGAAAUGGUUGUUCAAAAGCCUCAAAAGGGCUAGUCAAUAUAUAAUUUCAUUUCUACACAUAAAAAUGUAAAUAGCUUAUCCACAUAUAUAUGCACACGUAAUGCAUUUUAUUUAUACUAUUAUAUUCAAAUAAAUCGCCAAUUAAAACAACUAAUUGAAAGCUACAUCUUUCCAUGACUGCUUUGUUUUACAAAUAUUAAUAUUGUAUUAGAUGCCCCUCGCUUGAUGGUGUUACUCCCUCGUAGCAGAUUUUGUGCUAAGAAAAAUCGGGCUCCCGAGGCAUGUGAAACACAUACUGUUACCUGAGUAGCUACAGAGAAUUAAUGCUGUUCCUUAAGCACCUAAUUUUAUAUCUGGAAAUGGCAAACAGUGGUGAAAACCAAUGAGACUCCUUUUAGACAUGUAUCAACGUGUUGAUUUGCACAAACCAAUAAAAGCCUUACAUUUUUUGGAGAUAGAUCCCUAGAUUUCAAGCAUGUACAAUGACUCAAAGUGGAUAUCAUUACAGGCAUUCUUCUUUUGAGCUCAGCAAAACUAUGUUUACCAACACCAAAGAGAAGUCAAAGAUUUAAAUGAAAAAAAAAAUGCAGAUGAUGCUAGUGAGAUAAUAGGAUAUGAGCAAUGAACCCUUGGUGGGGGGCGGGGGGUUCCAGGGCACUUAAAUUGCCUCAUAUUUUGAGUUCCUUAAGAUGGACUCAAAUAAAAAGUAUUCUCAGUAAUAGGAGAUACUGUGUGGACUAGGUAACGUGUUAGAAUCAUUAGCUGGCAAGUGUCUCUAGACAAGGUUGGUCAGCUUAUCAAAGUUCCAACCAGUGAAUUGCUAUUGUUCGAAUUCAUCUCAUUUUUUCUCAAAGGAAAUGUUCUAUUAGGGAUCAAAGAGUUUGAUCUGGUUAUCACAACUAAUGCAAUUUGACCCUGAUUCCUUGACACUAAAAAUUAUGUUGGUUGGGUAUUGGAUUGAAAAUAUGAAUGGAGGCCAGGCGCAGUGGCUCAUGCCUGUAAUCCCAGCACUUUGGGAGGCCAAGACGGGUGGAUCACCUGAGGUCAGGAGUUCAAGACCAGCCUGGCCAACAUGGCAAAACCCCUGUCUCUAUAAAAAUACAAAAAUUAGCUGGGCAUGUGUGCCUGUAAUCCCAGCUGCUCAGGAGGCUGAGGCCAGAGAAUCGCUUGAACCCAGGAGGCGGAGGUUGCAGUGAGUCAAGAUCAUGCCAUUGCCCUCCAGCCAGGAAGACGGGGCAAGACUCCGUCUACAAAAAGUACCAGAAUCACCCUUUGAUAGAGAAUUCCAUCUGGCAAAGUACAAACAACCACUUCUCAGUAGAAAGUUAAGAAUAACAUUUAAAUACAUAUUCAUGUUUUAAAGAAUCAAUGUGCCAUCUUUAUAUAUUAAAUAAAAAUAAAAAUUAACCAGCUAUAAGAACACUACAAUUACAAAUAGAGUGGCAGUGUUUUUUAACUGCUAAAAGUAUACAUGUUUAUAAGUGUAGCAUACCGGAAAUCUUGAUGUUUGUCAAUACUUACUGUUGCUUAAAAGAUAAAUGUGAUUAUUUUUGAAAGGUGUAUAUUAAUUUAAAUAAUACCCAGAAAAAUGAUAACUUUCAAUAAGAGAAUCAAUUAUGUGUGUAAAUACUCAGCUGAGAAGGAUCAAAAGUAUAGUAUAAUAUGAAAUCACUGAAGACAAAAAUAUUUAAAAUGGAAAGUCCAUUUAUGAAUAUAUCAAUAUUAAAAUCUAAAGUUAUGUUUUUUAUAAUGUUUAUAUACAAAUGUCAUAAAUCAUUUAAGAAAGUUCUCAUCCUCCAGAUAUUGACCAAUAAACUUAACUUCCUAGACAAAAGAAGAAAUGUUAUAAUUCAUACAAAGAUGGAGAAAGCUUUUGGAAUUACAUAUACUUACACCUUCAAUUUGGAUUUGAUUUUUGAAUGGAUGCUUAAAAUUCCUAAAUUCAACUAACGACUUAGUUUUACCCUCAAAAAAUUUAGAAUAUUAUUUUUUUGCAUCUCACUUUGCAUAAUAAAUGUAAUAUAGAAUACAUUUUAUUCUGCUUUGUUAAUGUUGUUAUUGUUUUUUCCACUGCUAUUUAAAUCAUUCUUUUAACCGUGGAUAUGCAGAAUCAGUUGAUUUUCCAUGUGACACACUUCUGCCAAGAAUCUGCUGUGGAACUGGAAGUAUUUGCAAUGAAAGAACUUUUUUCUUUAAUUAAAAUAGAAUUCCCAUAGAA
This is a messenger RNA of Sapajus apella (tufted capuchin), 19805 nucleotides long. RefSeq names its product GPRIN family member 3 (gene GPRIN3). The record is from RefSeq and is a predicted model, not a curated record. Lineage: Eukaryota; Metazoa; Chordata; Mammalia; Primates; Cebidae. The transcript has 3 exons. Gene Ontology annotation, biological process: neuron projection development. Gene Ontology annotation, cellular component: plasma membrane. Bases 8416 to 10746 code for a protein of 776 amino acids.